ACAAGUCUGACACUUAGAGAAAGGACCAGGAACCGCUGCGAAUUCAAACCCUGAAGAAGAGACCAGAGGAGCUGACAAGGUGUUACAAAGAAAGGGAUUCUGACAUGCACUGGCAGAAAUCACCGAAGGAGAAGCCGUGUUACACUCUUCCCACAGUGAAGAAACUCCUGGAGCAGAAGAGGAAGAGAGAGACCUCCUCGACGGCAACAGCCAGUACCGGUGUCCCCACUGCCACUGUCCUCUCCCAACAGGUGUCAACACCAGAGAAGUCUACCUCAACAGGUGUAGCCAGCAGCUACUCAGACAUGGCAGUGGGGUAUGAGAGAUGGGGUCCUAUGGAUGAGCACCAAGCCCUCUCGGCCAUACAUGAAGGUCCAUUCUCCCCUAUGGGGAACAAUUACUUCUCCAGCCCAUCCUCCUCAAUGGACUACAGCCAAACUCCGGCCUACAGCACUCAGAUGGCCUCCAGCUACAACACACAGCAGAUUCAGGACUACCCAGACACCAGGAUGCCUCAGCAUUAUACGGAGUGUCCAGUGACCGAGGCUGUUUCUAGUUUGGUUCCUUCAGGGCCCCUGCAGACCGGUGUCUUCUCCUGGUCAUCGGGGGCCCUGGGCCCCACAGAGCCUGUCCAGCAGGUGUUUAGUGGCCAGAUGGAUGUCAUUAAGCUGGAGGAAGCCAGGAUGUUCCUCAGAGGGAUGGACUACAGCAGAACCACCUGGCAGGAUGACGACGGAGACACGAUUCUGCAUAUCUACACAGCCAAGGGCCUGAGGGAGUAUGCAUUUGCUGCAGCAGAGAGGCUUGCUGAGCUGGGAAGGCUAGACUCCAAGGAACACAAGGGGAAGACUUCUUUGCUGGUGGCGGUGACUGCUAACCAUCCGGAAAUCGUCCAGGAUCUGUUGUCUUUAGGAGCGGAUAUAAAUGCCUGUGAUGUCAAAGGUCAAACAGCACUUCAUCUUGCUGCCACCUAUGGCUUCCCCAGGGUUAUGCAGGUUAUUCUCUCCAUUGGGCCUGGAGUGAACCUGGAGGCUCGCAAUUUUGAAGGUCUGACUCCUCUGCACUGUGCAGCCAUCUCCCACAGUGGCACCAUGAAGACUCUCUCCUCCACCGGGCUGGGUGAUGCCAGCCUCCAUGCUCUAGCAGAGGAGAAGCUCUCCUGGCUGCAGAUGCUACUCAACACCGGAGCCUCCCUGACCAGCCAGGAAAUCAAAAGUAACAAGACUGUUCUUCACCUGGCUGUGAAGGAGGGGAACAUCCAGCUGGUUCGCCAUCUGCUGAAGACCCCCCUAGACAACAUGAGGGACUUUGUCAACAUGAAGGCCCAUGGUCAUACUGCGCUGCACAUGGCUGCUGGUCUCCAUGGCAGCCCACACCAAGAGGAGAUGCUGAGGCUGCUGCUGAGCAAAGGGGCCGACCCCAGCAUCCGCAACCUGGAGAACGACCAGCCUGCACACCUGCUGCAGAGUGGACCCCACGGGGAACAGCUCAAGCUCAUCCUGAAGAAGCGAAGUGCUUCCUCUCGUCGACGUGUAAUGUCCUUACAGGACCAAGAGUGACCCGGACUACUUUUUAUGUCCCUGUGUAUCCCUCCACCUCUUUUCAGAGGAAGUACUGAAGGUCUGUACUGUAGGUUGAAUCCAGACAUCUGUACUUCCAAGAGGGAGGGAUUCUAGCGUAUCUUCAUGUGAGGAUUUUCAAACACCGCAAAUCUCUAAUAUAUACUAGGGCAUUUACUUUGAAACUAUAUGUUUGAUUGACAUGAUUUUGGUCACUAUCUGAAUUCAGUUCUGAAUUUAAUGGCUAGCUAGUAAUGAGCAAUGGUAACAGGUGGUAUUCCAGUCCGCCCUGAUAUUACUGUCACUCAGUACAACCUUGAUUUCUAUGAAAUCGUUUACAUUAUAUUCAAAGCUGCACAGACUCAUCGUGUGAGUACCACCCAGCCGGGAAGCCCUCUUUAGAGGUAUAUCUGAGGAGGGUUUCUGGGCUACCACCCCCACUCAUUCUCUUGUCAAAACUUCCCACCAUGGUCAGAAAUCAUAUUGGUUUGUUGAAAGGUGGUUGUUGUUUCACUAAGCAUGUGACACAGUGUACCAUUGUGCUCAUGCUUUCAAUGUCUUUUAUAACUUAACUAGGUAUUUUCUUUUUAUAUUUGAUAUACUCACAGCGCUCAUUGAAUAGCUAAUAUUUUGUCAGUGGUGGAAAAAGUACUCAAAAGUCAUACUUGAAUAAAAGUAAAGAUACCUUAAUAGAAAAU
Messenger RNA from Salvelinus sp. IW2-2015, 2257 nucleotides. RefSeq names its product NF-kappa-B inhibitor delta. Gene Ontology annotation, molecular function: protein binding. Gene Ontology annotation, biological process: regulation of gene expression. The record is from RefSeq and is a predicted model, not a curated record. NCBI's taxonomy places the organism in Eukaryota, Metazoa, Chordata, Actinopteri, Salmoniformes, Salmonidae. Gene Ontology annotation, cellular component: nucleus.